AUCAAGAUCCGGGCGGAAACUCUGGAUGGGCAGGUGCAGCCGGGCAGAGCCGAGGUUGCUUUGUAAAGCUUUCUGGGGAUCCCGAGGGCGAGUCAAAUCAGAGUUGUUGGGUUUUGCUCCCGCUGACUCUGCUUGUGAGGAGCGGCCAAUGCUGAGGCCUCAGGGCUAUUGCCUAGCUUGCCAGUUAGCUGAGUAGGCGGCCGAGCGGUGCCCCUAGCGGGUUAACAUGUGGGCCUUUCCGGACUUGCCCGUGCCGCUGCUGGUGAAUUUGAUCGGCUCGUUGUUGGGAUUUGUGGCUACACUCACCCUCAUCCCAGCCUUCCAUGGCCACUUUAUCGCCGCGCGCCUCUGUGGCCAAGACCUCAACAAAACCACUCGGCAGCAGAUCCCAGAAUCCCAGGGAGUCAUCAGUGGUGCAGUUUUCCUUAUCAUCCUCUUCUGCUUCAUCCCUUUUCCUUUCCUGAAUUGUUUUGUGGAGGAGCAAUGUAAGGCAUUCCCCCAUCAUGAAUUUGUGGCCCUGAUAGGUGCCCUUCUUGCCAUCUGCUGCAUGAUUUUCUUGGGCUUUGCUGAUGAUGUACUCAAUCUGCGCUGGCGCCAUAAGCUACUGCUGCCCACAGCUGCCUCACUACCUCUCCUCAUGGUCUAUUUUACCAACUUUGGCAACACAACCAUUGUGGUACCCAAGCCCUUCCGACCAAUUCUUGGCCUGCAUCUGGACUUAGGGAUCCUUUACUAUGUCUACAUGGGGCUGCUGGCAGUGUUCUGUACCAAUGCCAUCAAUAUCCUAGCAGGGAUUAAUGGCCUAGAGGCUGGCCAGUCUCUAGUUAUCUCUGCUUCCAUCAUUGUCUUCAACCUGGUGGAGCUGGAAGGUGAUUAUCGAGAUGAUCAUGUAUUUUCCCUCUACUUCAUGAUACCCUUUUUUUUCACCACCUUGGGAUUAUUCUAUCAUAACUGGUAUCCAUCACGAGUAUUUGUGGGAGAUACCUUCUGCUACUUUGCUGGCAUGACCUUUGCCGUGGUGGGCAUCUUGGGACACUUCAGCAAGACCAUGCUACUCUUCUUCAUGCCACAGGUGUUCAACUUCCUCUAUUCACUGCCUCAGCUCCUGCAUAUCAUCCCCUGCCCUCGUCACCGUAUACCCAGACUCAAUACCAAAACAGGCAAACUGGAGAUGAGCUAUUCCAAGUUCAAGACCAAGAGCCUUUCUUUCUUGGGCACUUUUAUUUUAAAGGUAGCAGAAAGCCUCAGGCUAGUCACAGUGCGCCAGAGUGAGAAUGAGGAUGGUGCCUUUACUGAGUGUAACAACAUGACUCUCAUCAACUUGCUGCUUAAAAUCUUUGGGCCCAUACAUGAGAGAAACCUCACAUUGCUCCUGCUACUGCUGCAGGUGAGAUUGAGGGUGGAGUUUAUACCUCUUUGUCUCCUGUUCUCCGUGGUUCUUAUUCCAGUCCAUUUCUCCUUGCAGAUCCUGGGCAGUGCUAUCACUUUCUCCAUUCGAUACCAGCUUGUCCGACUCUUUUAUGAUGUUUGAGUUCCCUGAAGAUUGCCCUUUACUAUGGCACAGUCUCCAGGGUCUUAACCUGGGCCAAUCUUGUGUCCAAGACUGCCUCCAGGCCCAGGCCUCUCCCACUGUUCACUAUACUCCAGAUUUUGUUGUUGCGUUUUCCUUCACCAGUUAUUAUCGACUUUCUGGGCCUUUCUAGCCCUCCAAUGAUAUUAAUUGGACUUUGGCUAUGAUUUUCUUCAUCUUGCCACUUUCCCUUCCCAUCUGAUCUUUGCAGCCUCCUAAGGUGGGAUGCAGCAACUAUAAUGCAGAUACUUAUAAUUUAACAUUCAGAGUCCUGACUCAAGGAAUAUGCUUCCAGAUAGAAUACCAGUCGGUCUCCAGUUCCCUAGCUGACUAUAUUGGCUGCUGAGGAAGGGCCACUACACAGACAUUGAUACUUUAAAUUAAGUGUUCUGAUUAGUAAGGUGGGGGCAGAUGCUCUCACUGGUGACAAUAAAGAGUUGAUUUUUUUCUUGUU
Molecule: messenger RNA, 2024 nt
Organism: Marmota flaviventris (yellow-bellied marmot)
Lineage: Eukaryota; Metazoa; Chordata; Mammalia; Rodentia; Sciuridae
Gene: Dpagt1
Product: dolichyl-phosphate N-acetylglucosaminephosphotransferase 1
Biological process (GO): dolichol-linked oligosaccharide biosynthetic process
Cellular component (GO): membrane
Molecular function (GO): UDP-N-acetylglucosamine-dolichyl-phosphate N-acetylglucosaminephosphotransferase activity
Source: RefSeq, a predicted model, not a curated record